AUAAAGCAAGCGUGUGGAUUACUUAUCAGUCCACUGUUGCGUUUCACUAACAAACCAAAUGGCUGUGAAGCCACCCGGUCUGGACACAGUGACGCAGGCGCCGGCUGACCAGCAGCAGCAGAGCAGAGGACGGGCAGGUAGGCGUGGCCUGUAAGGAGAUGUAGGAGCGCGCAAGUGGCUGACACACGCACACGCACGAGGAAGUAUCGCGCCGCUCGAAAGGUGCUGCACCUGCGCGAUUGUGGACACGCUCAAGUAUCCAGAGUUGGACGUUGUGUUCAGAGGUUGUGGUGAGCUGCUCACUCAUUUUCACCUGUACUAAGAAGGAUGAGCGUCUCGGCUACCUAGAAUACCGACUGGCUUUGCACUUCCACCCGCUUCGCUUUCGCUGCGCGCUCUCGCCGUCUUGCCCGCGCGCACGCCUCUGCGAACCACUUGGAUGCCACUAGCCGUGAUGUUAGCCACUGUCCUCUGCCGUGAAGGCGCUCUGGAUUAGUUCAUGGUGGAACAUCUAAUGGAAAACAUCGACUGAAUGUUUGGGAGCAUAAUCUGGAACUACUCCACUUUUUGUGAGCAACUAACGACAUUGAUCCCAGUGAAGCAUCAGGAAAAUGGUAAUUAACCCUACUGGAAGGCGUUACACUGUACCUCUCAUUUAUACGCUUUAGAUAAAUUAAUUAAUUAAUAACAAGGGGUUAAAAAGAUACAGAUCGAGUCAGAAGGUUUGGCCAACACAUUUUAUCGCGAAAAGGUGAAUUGCCAAGUGGAGACUUUACAUCACUUCUGGAUUUAUUAGCAAAAAAAAAAAAUUGCAGCAUUUCUGCAGGACGGAUAUUUAGGAGGAAGCUGGAAGAGGAAAUAUGUGUGAGUAGAAUUGGGAGGCAUGCCCCAAACGCCGAGCUCUACAGCUAUGUUUACCCCUGGUGGCUUUAGUCCUCAUGUUCAUCCUCCUAAAGAGAAUAUCCCAGAAGGCUUGAUCUUUCAAGAUGGAAACCUCACGUCUGCAUCUCUCGAUGCUUUAAUACAGCAUCUGGUCCCCACUGCAGAAUACUACCCAGAGAAAGCCUACAUAUUUACAUUUCUGCUGAGCUCCAGACUGUUCAUCGAACCGCAAGACCUUCUGUCUAAAGUGUGCCACAUGUGCGUUGAGCAGCAAAACCUGGAUGAUCCCGUGCUGGACAAGGUAAAAGUACGGAAAUUUGGACCCAAAAUUCUUCAGCUUCUAACGGAAUGGACAGAGACGUUUCCUUCUGAUUUCCGGGAUGAGCAGAUGGUGGGACACCUAAAAGAGAUGAUCCAUAGGAUAGCCCCAUGCGAUGAGGCCUACUGGAAGAAGAUGAACCUGCUUCUGCAAAACUUAAAUCAAAAACUGGCAACCUUGAACCAAGGAGAGGAAACGAUUGUCAAAGUCAACGCAUCCGUCUCUGACAAGCUGGUUGCCUUCAAGACUAAACCUCCACCGAUUCAAAGAGACAUUUUAAGCAUCUGCAGUGACCCGUACACACUGGCCCAGCAGCUCACUCAUGUGGAGCUGGAGCAUCUGAGUCACAUUGGCCCAGAAGAGUUUGUGCAAGCAUUUGUUCAUAAAGACCCCCUCGACAGCACAAAGCCUUGUUUCAGUGACCAGAAGAAAACAAUGAACCUCGAAGCCUACGUGAAGUGGUUUAACCGGCUUUGCUACGUUGUGGCCACGGAAAUUUGCAUGCCGGCGAAAAAGAAGCAGAGAGCCCAAGUUAUUGAAUUCUUCAUCGACGUGGCUAGAGAAUGCUUUAAUAUCGGCAACUUCAAUUCCCUCAUGGCAAUCAUAUCUGGCAUGAAUAUGAGCCCGGUGUCCCGUCUGAAGAAGACAUGGGCAAAAGUAAAAACGGCUAAAUUCUUCAUCUUGGAGCACCAGAUGGACCCCACCGGUAACUUCUAUAACUACAGAACAGCCCUGCGAGGAGCAGCCCACCGAUCGCUCACUGCGCACAGUAACCGAGAGAAGAUUGUAAUCCCAUUCUUUAGCCUGCUAAUUAAGGACAUCUACUUUCUAAAUGAAGGCUGUGCAAAUCGUCUGCCUAACGGUCACGUCAAUUUUGAGAAAUUCAUCGAGCUUGCCAAGCAAGUGGGAGAAUUCAUGACCUGGAAGCAAGUGGAGUGCCCCUUUGAGCAGGACCACAACAUCAUCCAUUACCUUCAGACUGCCCCGGUGUUUACUGAAGAUGGACUGUAUCUGGCUUCCUAUGAAAGUGAGAGCCCAGAAAACCAAACCGAAAAGGACAGAUGGAAAACACUGAGAUCAACUAUCCUGGGAAAGACAUGAAAGCAUCGGUGAGGGGCACGCAUUCUUUGCACUAAAUGACUUGAAUGGCGUCUAGCUGGGUCCUAGGCCAACUGGCAAAAAAAAACAAAAAAAUCAAAAAAUGGUGAACUGGAUUCAUCAUUUCCAGAAUGAUUUGUGCUCUCCAGCAGUCCCCAAGGGGCAAAAAUGAUAAAAAAAAACAAAAAACUUUGAACCUGUGCGGACGUAGAUCAACUCAAGGAUGGGAGACCAGAGGGAGCCUACAAAAAAGUGAACUUUUCACAUUCAUGUUUACACCGAGCUUUGCGGAUUCCAGAAAGACGUUCGUUACACGUGGACGGCAUGCCUGAGGGUUUUUCUCGUACUUGUAUCUCUUUAAUGGUGACUGACGGUGAGCACCGGUUUGCUCACUCUCGAGCGCUCUGCUGAAUGCGGCGGUUUGAAGGGUUUUACUACUGGUUUACUGGUUGAACUUGAGAGUCAGAAGAUCUCGGAAAGGAUCUGCUCUGGGUGUCAACUGAAACAGAGGCGACUCUGACUAACUGAUAUUCAGUUGUGUCUUAUUUCUUGAACGUUUCUGUAAUACAGAUUCCGCCCCUUCGUCGUGUUUUUGCAUCGUUCGCUUCCUUACGUGCAUGUUUCACUGCAGGCCAUUACACUUGUCACUUAUAGCAUUUACAAAGGUGCCCGUCCAGACGGAACUUUUAUCUCCAUUUGGUUUGCUGUUCAUUCAGCAGGGCUGCUCCUACUUUUCAUUGCUGCUUUUGUACGUAAAUGAUGUAUGUGAAAUAGGAAGGAUAGAUGGAUUUGUCAGAACCUUCCUUAAAAUCCUCUAUGUAGACCUUCACCAGGUUACCUUCACCGUGGAAUAUUUUAUUUGGCCAGGAAGUGUUCUAGUACAGAAAUUAAUUUUUGGUGUAAUGUUAUCAAUAUAAAUGGGACACUGUUUGGUGUGCACUAAAUGCUAUUCCCGAGACCCUGAUCUGAAAGAAGAGUUAGAUGAUGGAUGGAUAGAUGGAUACAAUUGAUUGAGAUUUGUGUGUUCUGUGAUGGGCAUGCAACUUAUCCCUGGGUUGGUUCUCCCCUUGCGUGCAAUGCGGAUGGGAAACGCUUCAGUUCUUCAAAACCAUAAGCUCCUUGAAAAGGGUGAUAAAAUGGAGUCGCAGCAAAAUGGGAGCCGAUAUUAUUUCCUAGCUUGCUCACACAGUUUGGGUGGAAUUUAUAUGUCCUCUCCAUAUCAUCCCAUCUUCUGAAAGAAGAGUUAGAUGAUGGAUGGAUAAGUAGAUGGAUACAAUUGAUUGUGAUAUGUGCAUUCUGUGAUGGGCCUGCAACUUAUCCCUGGGUUGGUUCUCCCCUUGCGUGCAAUGCGCGUGGGAAACGCUUCAGUUCCUCAAAACCAUAAGCUCAGUUAGAAGAUGGAUAUCCUUGAAAAGGGUGAUAAAAUGGAGUCGCAGCAAACUGGGAGCUGAUAUUAUUUCCUAGCUUGCUCACACAGUCUGGGUGGAAUUUACAUGUCCUCUCCAUAUCAUCCCAUCUUCUGAAGACACCCAUCUUAGGUUGAUUGAAUUGGCUUGGUAUUUGAAAAAGUGCGCCCUGUUGGGAUGGUUUCAAAUUCUGAAUUCUGACUCCGCAAUGAAACGGGAGUGUGUCCCUCAAGGAGCCAUUAACUCCAAAAAUGGACCAGGGUCACCGUGGGGAAAUGUGUUGUGGAGAGGUUGCUCCACUUACAGCCACAACUGCAAAAAAUAAAAAAACAGUCAUGACACAAAGAAUAAUUUUAUACCAAUCCAAAGCAACUUACAAUCGAGUAAAUAUCAGUCUGGGUAACUGAUGAAAAGAGGCAGAAUAAAUCAAAAAGGUUUGGGGCGACACCACAACGCCCUAUAUGACAAAUUGUAAAAUUAUUAGACUUUUCAGUGAAAAUGAAUGCCCCGCAGGACAAAAGCCUAACACAAGACGGUACAAGAUGGCGACGCUUCCGUUUAAAUGCCUGCCAGGCAGGAAGAGGUGGGUCCAGACCGGUAGUGAUGUCAUCGGUAGUCGGCCUGUCAAUCAUUCAGUCUGGAGGUAGGAAGAGAAGAGGAGUUGGUAUACACCGCCACCUUGUGGAGUGGUGUUGAAUCACAACCACCAGAAGUGUCACAUGUGUGACACUAUUUAGGAGGAAAUGCUGCAGGGCAAGGGUAUGAAAUUGAUCAUCAGAAGCGGAGAGCUCGGCAUGAAAUAAAAACGAGUUUUACUUUCUAGGUUACAAAACCUAACAACAGUUAAAUAGAAAUUCACCAAACAAGAGAGUCUUAAACACAUUGAAGGAGUCAGAAUUUCGAAUGGAGGUGGGAAGCUUGUCCUUCCAUCUAGGAGCUACACAUGAAAAGAGUCUGGACUGAGAUUUGACGCCACACAGAGUUGGCCUCACUUGAUGGCAUUCAUCAGCAAACCUGACUGGUCAGGAAUGAGGACUUCAUAAGUGUCUCCAUAUAUAUGUGGAUGCUGACCCUUUGACUACUUUCUAGGUAAGCAUCAGGGGUUUGAAUUUAAUUUGUGCUGCUGCUACUGGGUGGCCAAUGUAGUGAUCUGAAAAGAGGAGUGACAUGUGCCCACCUCAGGUGAUUGAACAUCAGACAUGCUGUUUAUCUGCAGACACUUGAGUGGUUCGGUAGGAGCACAGAACCCCACAAGUGUCUCUGUAUAUCUAUUGAUGCUGACCAGUUGACUACUCUGUAGAUAAGCAUUAGGGGUUUGAACUUAAUAUGUGCUGCUGCUACUGGGAAAAAAUGUAGUGAUCUGAAAAGAGGAAUGACAUUUGCCUUCCUUGGCUGGUUGAGCACCAGGUGUGCCUCAGCUUUUGAAUUAUCUGCAGCGGCUUGGUGACACGUGCUAGUAUUCCUGCCAGCAGAGAGUGGUAGUAGUCCUGAUGUAACAAGACCAAAGUCUGGAUCAGACAUUGUGCUGCAUACUUGUUUCAGAUAUGGUCUUGGUCUUGCAGUUAUUGUUUAGAAUGAAUCUUCAAGAAUUAUGGACCGUAGCAGUAAAGCUGGUCAUUGAUCACCACCCCAAGGUUGUGUACUUAUCUUGACAGGUGUUAGUGACAGUGAGCUUCAACAGUGAUGGGAUGCCAAAUAGACGGAUGGGUGGUGAUAAAAAGAAGGACCGUCUUGACCAGGCUGAGCUGGAGAUGGUGCUCCAUGAGACAUGCAGAGAUUCCAGCUGAUACUCUGUGGUCCUCUGGAGGAAACAACGGGUACAGUUGAGCGUCAUCGGCAUAGCACUGAUAGGAGAAACUAUGGGACUGGAUGAAGGGGCCUAGUGAAGAGAUGUAUAGAGAAAGAGUAGAAGACCCAGCGCCGAUCCUUAGGGCACCCCUGUACUUGCCUGAUUGUACUCUUGCCAUCUCUUCUUAGCUGGACACAUGCACUCGAGGUAGGAUUCAAACCACCGGAGUACAAUCCCAGUAAUGCUGAGGUCAGAAAUGUUGGUAAGGAAAUUUUGGUGGUUGACCAUGUUGAAGACAGAGAAGAGAUGUAGCAGGGUAAGGACAGAUGUCAUGUUGGUAGUUCAAGCCAGCCGUAACACGUCAACAACAGUGAGUAGAGCCGUCUAGGUGGAAUGACACCUCUUGAAGUCUGACUGAUUAGGAUCAAGCAGCCUGAUCAAAGCAUUUUUUCAGUGUAGAACCACAAUUCCAAAAAAGUUGUGACAACACGAAAACCGCUAACACGAACGACAAGGAAUGAUUCAGCUUGCACCUAACCUUACCAUACCGUAUCAAUUUCCAGGCCAACUUAAUCCUCAGCAGAAGAUAAGAUAUUUCAUAUUUUACCAAAUCAACUCCAUUGUUUUUUGAAGAUGUACGUUUAUUCUCUUAUCGAUGCCUACAGCAAGUUCUAAUAAAGUUGUGACAAAGUUAUUUGUCAAUGUGACAAGUUGAAAUAACAAGGUGACAAACAAAUAAGCGUAAUGGUCCAAGUUGGCUCCAGCUGUCAUACCCUGGACCAUCGAUAGUCAUGUCCGAGAUGAGCUGGGCAAUGAGGACACUUAACAGCAACAGAGGAAGGUGCAAGGCACAAUUAUGCUUUUAUUCAAACAAUAGCAUUUCAAACAAAGUGCAGUGCUUCUUAAAAAAUAAAUAUAUAAAUAAAUAAUCCAUGAUAAAAGCAAGUGCUCUUCACUGAAGGAUAGAGGUAAAAAUCCAACAAUAAAUAAGUUUCAUAAAGUCCAAAACUAAAACCAAGCUGACCUUGGGUUCACUUUUCUGUUUUUGAUCUUUUAUUGAAUUUAUUAAAAACAUUUAACAUUCCAUACAAUCAAGUCAACACUCAUGAGAAAGAGAGGAAGGCCGACAGCCCGAGUAAAAUAAUUCAGAGUAGUAAAGAGAGUCUUUUCCCUAAAUUUAAAUGCUUAUUCUAAAAUGUUAUUGAUCAGAUCCUGCCAGGUUUUAAAACAAAAAGUUUUGCCCAGAUCCUCUAAGUGAGAAUUUGAUUUUUUCCCAAUUUCAAUUAGUAUAAAACACCAGUUACCCACUGACUUAAAAGAGGUGGGCUGGGAUUCUUCCAGUAGAGCAAGACAAGUCUACUACGUGUCAAUAGUGAAGUGAAGUAAAGGCAACUACAGUUUGUUUGUCCUUCUCGUCUUUAAGCCCCUCUGUGAGCCCACCAAACGCAGCUGUUAGUGGAUUAGGGGGGAUUGUGACACCAAGGCUUUCUGAUAGGCAUUUAAAGAUUUUGGUCCAGAAUGUUGUUAAUUUGGUGCAGGCCCAGAACACGUGGCCCAGUGAGGCUGGAACACGAUUGCAAUGUUCGCAGGUUGGAGACAUUUUAGACAAUUUUAAGUGAGCCAGAUGCGCUCGAUUAAAGAUUUUGAGUUGAAUAAUUUAAUACUUUGCAAAUAUGGAGCUCGAAUGAAUUCUGUAUAUGGCUGCCUUCCACUCCAUUUCUGAAAUGUUGAGUAAGAGAUCCUUUUCCCACUGUGCUUUGGGAUCUUUAAAAGGAAGGGACUUUAAAAUGUUUUUAUAUAUUAAAGAAAUACUGUCUGAGUCCCCCAGACUAAUCAAUAUCUCUUCUGGAAUAGAAAUAGGUGGGAGGUGAGGAAAAUUGGGCAGCUUUUGUUUAGCAAAGUUUCUAAUUUGGAGAUAAUAAUAAAAUAAUAAUAAUACAUUUUAUUUAUAUAGCGCCUUUCCCAUGCUCAAGGCACUUACAGAAUAUAAUAAAGAACGGCAGCGUAUACAGUAUAUAGCAUUGUAGAGAAAGUGGAAAAAUUGUGUUGAUGGAAGACAAUUUGGAGUGUAAUUGUUCAUAGGAUGCAAAAGCAUUAUUUAUAUACAAAUCUCUAAAUGAUUUAACCACCUUUGUUUGCCAUAUAUUUAGAACUGCGUAAGUUGGAAAGGGUGGCAAAAGGUGGUUAUCAUGCAGACGUGCCACAGAUAAAACAUUCUCUAACUUGAAGUGCUUUCUACAUUGGUUCCAUAUUCUGAGUGAAUGAAGGAGAAUUUGGUUGUUAGUAUAUUAAUGAUAACUCAUAUGUACUGGGGUACAAAGCAAGGAAUAUAAAGAAGUACUGCAGGAUUUCAUUUCUUUUGCAGACCAAGCCUGUGUGUGUUCAUCUAUUGGGGUCAAUGUCCAGGUUUUUAUCGCUUGUAUGUUGGCCACCCAGUAAUAAAAGUGAAAAUUAGGUAGUGCCAUGCCGCCUUCUGAUUUAGGUCUUUUGAAUCUGUGGGUUUUUUCGAAUUCCAAAUAAAUGAGGUUAUGAUUGAAUCUAAUUUCUUAAAAAAAGAUUUGUUAAUGUAAUGGGGAUGUUUUGAAAUAGGAACAGAAGCUUAGAGAGGAUAUUCACCUUGACUGUGUUAAUUCUCCCUGCUAAAGUAAGAUGGAGGGUAGACCAUCUAUGCACGCCUUGUUUAAUUUUAAGCUACAAUGACACACAGGGGGCUCCUCAGCUCACCAAACCUGACACGAUCAGACACAGGCACAAGUUUCUGCAACAAGGCUUUUAUUUUGCUGUGGGAAACUCUUCCCAAAUUGUUUCCCACCAACCAAACAUCGUCUUCUCCAGACGUCUCUGCAUUUUCUAGCAGGAUGACGCCAAACCACAUUCUGUCUGGAUUACAAGUACACAGCAGUUGCAAGCUGAGAGUGCUGGUAUGAGAUUGGCAGUCCUGACCUGCGUGGCACAAAAUGAAACAUAUAAUACAGCAAAGCAGCAUGAAGAAUGAAUGGGGGAAAAUUCCUCUCGUCAAACUUAACCGACUUGUGUCUUUAGUAGUGUCCAACAGUGUCUUCAUAGACAUUUGGAAUAAGCGACCAAGUAGCGUGGCAGACAGUAAGAGUUUAGGAACUUACAAAACUAGAUUUGAAUAGAAUUAAGUGGACUGGACUGGCGAGCUUUGUUGGGCUGAAUGUCCUGCUCUCGUCCAGAUUGUUGUGAUGUUCAAUGCCCCAGUGCUUAAUAAGUGUCAUGAAAAGAAACGGCAAUGUGACACAGUGGGGAACACUCAGCUGUCCAAACUUUUUUGGAGUCAUCAGAGCUGAUGUGAGUGUAUAUUUUCAAAACAUUAAAUAAUGUGUUAUAAUGUUUUCAAUAUAAUGUGGGGUGAAGAGAAUUUGCAAACCACUCCUCUUUGUUUUUAUUAACAUUUUCCAUACUGUCCCAUCUUUUUGGAGUUGGGGUUAUGGGACCAUCAAGGAAAUUGUAAAUGGAUGGACAAAUGUCUUAUAUUACUGAACAUAUGAAUUAAAGGUGCCCCGAAUGACCUCUAGUGUUUGUCGGUUCUGCAUGGGAUUAGUGACUAGAAAUUUUGCAUCACUUAGGGAUGGUCGUCCAUCAUGUAGUCAAUGAAUAAGUGUUUGGUAAAUAAUAGAAAUGAGGAUCAAAAUUGCAAAAGGCAAUUAGUGAGAUGUUCUAAGUAGCGAUUAGUUUUUCCACAAAUUGAGGUGGUAGCACAGUGGUUAGCUUUACUGUCUUGUGGAUCCAAUGUCCCAGGGUCAGUGUUGCCAGGUCCACAGUUUUCUCGCCCAGUUGGGCUAUUUUUGAUUGUCGUCCGUGGGGAAAAAAUGGGCUUUCGUGGGUUGCAUUUUAAAAACAAUGUGCUAUUUUUGGACUAUUUUUUAAUUUCAUCCAUCUUGCACCACCUUACCUUUCUAUUUGCACUUGCAUAUGUUCUUUUACCAUUGUAGAAUAGUUUCCAAUGUGUGAUGGUUUAUAACCCAUUCUAUCACUCUGAAAUAUCUCAGAGGGGAAUGGGCUUUGAUGCUCUAACUUCACCCUCUCCCACCUGAUCCCACCCCUCC
Messenger RNA from Erpetoichthys calabaricus (reedfish), 9564 nucleotides. RefSeq names its product ras-GEF domain-containing family member 1C-like. The record is from RefSeq and is a predicted model, not a curated record. The coding region runs from base 884 to 2302 and encodes 472 amino acids. Gene Ontology annotation, cellular component: plasma membrane. Gene Ontology annotation, biological process: positive regulation of GTPase activity; Ras protein signal transduction. Gene Ontology annotation, molecular function: guanyl-nucleotide exchange factor activity. Lineage: Eukaryota; Metazoa; Chordata; Cladistia; Polypteriformes; Polypteridae. The transcript has 14 exons.